GGCACUGGACAACAACUUCCUGUGAGGGGGGAAGCAAAGGAAGCAGUUUAUAAAUCUCCUCACUCGCUAAGGAAUGCAAUCCAGGAUGCCUGCAAAAAUAUUCUUUUGCCAGCUGGCACUUUUGGUCAUUCUGAUCCAGGUUACACCAGGAAUAUCUGAGGAGCAGAAACAGUGUGAGGCUGGAUUCAGUGAGCCACGCUACGCAUUUUCGGUGAUGAGAAAAGUACUAGAAAGGGGAAGAAUCCUAGGAAAAGUGAGAUUUGAUUCUUGUUCUGGAAGUUCUCGUUCCCUGUAUUCACCUGAAGACACACGAUUCCGUGUGCUCCCUGAUGGGACAGUGUCUGUGAAGAGGCAGCUUACCCUCCAUACUGGCUCAGUCAGCUUUGUGCUUAACACAUGGGAUAAUGCAGGCAAGAAGCACUCUGUGCCUGUGUUUAUCUGGAAUGAGAGGGAACAGCAGUAAGGACCAGAAGGAGACCAGGCUUAACCAGUGAAGUAUAUGGAAUCCAGAGGACAGCCAGUUGAUGAGAGCAGAAAUAUAGAGGGCACGUUUGAAUGGAUGUUUUAAUCAGGGCUUUGCUCUUUUGGGGACUAAUACUGGAAACAAUACAAUAUUAAAAUCUUAAUCAGAUCAAAAUUA
Molecule: messenger RNA, 640 nt
Organism: Xenopus tropicalis (tropical clawed frog)
Lineage: Eukaryota; Metazoa; Chordata; Amphibia; Anura; Pipidae
Product: blastomere cadherin-like
Exons: 4
Coding region: 74-463 (129 amino acids)
Cellular component (GO): membrane; plasma membrane
Molecular function (GO): calcium ion binding
Source: RefSeq, a predicted model, not a curated record